Molecule: messenger RNA, 1266 nt
Organism: Eruca vesicaria subsp. sativa (arugula)
Lineage: Eukaryota; Viridiplantae; Streptophyta; Magnoliopsida; Brassicales; Brassicaceae
Source: the annotation of a GenBank genome assembly
AUAAUCUCGAAGCAAUGUCGUAUUCUGUUGAAGGGAGAAGAAGAGCAAGCGGAGGAAUGCUUCCGCUGCUUGCGCUCAGCACCGUCGCUGAGUACUACAGGCUACCGUGGAAACCGCCGGUUACGGCGGGUCUAUUAGCCGCCAACACACUCAUCUAUCUCAGACCGGCGUUUAUCGAUCAGAUUCUCCCUCACAUCAAUGAGGUCUGGUUCAAUCCAAACCUCAUCCUCAAGCACAAGGACUUGAAACGUUUCUUUCUAUCACCGUUCUACCAUCUAGACGAGCCUCACUUAGUCUACAACAUGAUGUCUCUUCUCUGGAAAGGUAUAAAACUCGAGACAUCCAUGGGAAGCAGCGAGUUCGCUUCAAUGGUCUUUACACUUCUCGGUAUGUCACAAGGAGUUACAUUGCUUUUAGCCAAAACCCUCCACGUCUUCUUAGACUACGAAAGACCGUAUUACAAUGAGUAUUCUGUGGGAUUCUCUGGCGUCAUCUUUGCUUUGAAAGUUGUUCUAAAUGCUCAGGAUGAGGAUUAUACUAGCGUGUAUGGUAUCAUAGUUCCGACCAAGUAUGCUGCUUGGGCAGAGUUGGUUUUAGUGCAGAUGUUUAUGCCUAGUGCUUCGUUUCUUGGGCAUUUAGGUGGGAUUCUUGCUGGUAUUCUCUAUUUGAAGAUUAAGAGUUCUUCUCACUCAGGUUUAGACCCUGUGGCUAUGGUGGUUAAAGGGGUUACUUGGCCGUUGAGGUUUCUGAGCAGUAUGGUUAGGUCUCGGAGGAGGAGGAUAUCAGGGAGAGGAAGAGUUGGGAGAGGACCUGGUAUAUGGAGAUGCCAGUCGUGUACUUAUGACAAUUCUGGUUGGCGAAGUGUUUGUGAGAUGUGUGGUUUGGGACGGGGUAGAGGAAACGGAUGGUCAGUGAACCAGGGACAGACACAUUCUUCUUGGUCUAGUGAUAUUCCUUUAGAUGAGCUGCGUCGUCGAAGAGUAGAGAGGUUUAGUUAAUCUUGUGGGACUGUGAAUGAAGCUUAAGCUGGAUUCAUUCAUUGCAUUAUCAUAUGAUUGUAGAGCUUAGUGGUGUUUCUUCAAUGUAUAUUCUCUUUUCAUGUGUUUUAUAGAUGGUGGAAUUACAAAUAGUGUUGGCAUAAUGAAUAUGUAACUAACUAAACCAGAUGUGUGAAUCUCCACCUUUUAAAAUUCAUGAAAAGAGAUAACGGUGUCAUGAGAUUGAUGGACAUGAAAAAAAAGAUAUUGUCAGUUCAAUACCGAAUUG